Molecule: messenger RNA, 2798 nt
Organism: Mercurialis annua (annual mercury)
Lineage: Eukaryota; Viridiplantae; Streptophyta; Magnoliopsida; Malpighiales; Euphorbiaceae
Product: heat shock 70 kDa protein 16
Exons: 10
Coding region: 218-2506 (762 amino acids)
Biological process (GO): protein folding
Cellular component (GO): cytosol; nucleus
Molecular function (GO): ATP-dependent protein folding chaperone; ATP binding
Source: RefSeq, a predicted model, not a curated record
AAGAUUUAUGCACCUGUAAACAAAUUGAAACCUUUAGGAGAGGCUUUGUCUCUCAACCUUCCCUUUGACGUUUAAAUAAGCUCUAGGGUUCAAUUUCCCAAUUCUUUUUAAUCAAUCAGCGAAUUUUGAGGAGAAAUUACGAGGAUUUGAUUCUUUUGCGGGGGUUGUGUUGUUAUUGCCUUAUAGAGGAUAGACAGUAUUAUAUUAGCAAACUGAAAUGAGUGUAGUUGGAUUUGAUAUUGGUAAUGAAAACUGUGUUAUUGCUACUGUUAAGCAACGGGGUAUUGACGUGUUAUUGAAUGAUGAAUCAAAUCGUGAAACCCCAGCUGUUAUAUGCUUUGGGGAGAAGCAGCGAUUUCUUGGAGCUGCUGGUGCUGCAUCUGCUACAAUGAACACAAAAUCCACCAUUUCUCAGGUGAAGAGAUUGAUUGGCAGAAAUUUUGCAGAUCCUGAUGUGCAAAAUGAGCUGAAAAUGUUACCAUUUGAAACUUCAGGAGGUAAAGAAGGUGGCAUUUUGAUUCACUUCAAAUAUUUGGGUGAGAAGCAGACAUUUACGCCAGUGCAGAUCAUGGCAAUGCUCUUUUCACAUUUGAAAGAAAUAACAGAGAAAAAUCUUGAAAUGCCAGUUCGAGAUUGUGUCAUUGGGAUACCAUCGUAUUUUUCAGACUUGCAGAGAAGGGCAUACUUGAAUGCUGCAGCAAUUGCUGGGUUGAAGCCUUUGAGAUUAAUGCACGAUUCUACUGCAACAGCACUGGGUUAUGGGAUUUACAAAACAGAUCUCUCCAACUCAGGGCCAACAUAUGUCACAUUUGUGGACAUUGGACAUUGUGAUAUGCAAGUAUCCGUUGUAUCAUUCGAGGCUGGGCAUAUGAGAGUUCUUUCACAUGCUUUUGAUAGCAGCUUGGGAGGGAGGGACUUCGAUGAAGUUUUGUUUAGUUAUUUUGCAGAACAAUUUAAGGAGCAGUACAAAAUAGAUGUGUAUACAAAUGUCAGAGCAUGUGUAAGGUUAAGGACUGCAUGUGAGAAGUUGAAGAAGGUUCUAAGUGCAAAUGCUGAGGCACCACUAAAUAUUGAGUGCUUGAUGGAUGAGAAAGAUGUAAAAGGUUUUAUAAAGAGGGAAGAAUUUGAGAAGCUAGCUUCAGGAUUAUUGGAAAGGAUUACUGUUCCUUGCAGAAAAGCAUUAGCUGAUUCAGGAAUAUCAGUGGGAAAGAUUCAUGCCAUUGAGCUCGUUGGCUCAGGUUCCAGAAUACCAGCUAUUAUGAAGCAGUUAGCGUCUCUUUUUGGCAAAGAACCCUGUCGAACACUGAAUGCAAGUGAAUGUGUGGCACGUGGGUGUGCCCUACAGUGUGCAAUGCUUAGUCCAAUUUUUCGAGUGAGAGAAUACGAGGUUCAAGAUUCAUUUCCUUUUUCGAUUGGAUUCUCGUCAGAUGAAGGCCCAGUUGGCACAGGAUUAAAUGGCAUUCUGUUUCCAAAAGCCCAAUCUAUCCCAAGUAUAAAAAAUUUGACAUUUCAACGAAGUAAUUUGCUUCGUUUGGAAGCAUUUUAUGCCAAUGUGAAUGAAUUGCCUCCUGGUGUAUCCGCGAAAAUUAGUUCUUUUACUAUUGGUCCUUUCCCAGGCUCCCAUAGCGAAAAUGCAAGGGUUAAAGUUAAUGUUCAGUUGAAUCUUCAUGGCAUUGUAACUGUUGAAUCAGCAAUGUUGAUGGAAAAGCAUAUAGAUGAUCCUGUUAGAAGGGCUAAUGCUCCAUCAGAAAUGGACAAAAUGGAGGUUGAUUCUGGAAGUGGUGAUGAGAAUGAUGUGACAGUUGAUUUAAGAUCAUCAGAUGCUUCAGCUAAUGGUGCAAUCAGAGAUAAAGGCAGCCGAAGGCUCGAGAUACCAGUUAGGGAGUUUUUUUAUGGUGGAAUGACAGAGAUCGAGCUUUCAGAAGCUAAAGAAAAGGAACUUCAGUUGGCUGAGCAGGAUAAAAUUGUUGAACAAGCUAAAGAGCGAAAGAAUGCCUUGGAGUCCUAUGUUUAUGAUAUGCGCAAUAAGCUUUUCAACACAUAUCGGAGCUUUGCCAAUGAUGAAGAGAGAGAAGGUAUUUCCAGGAGCUUUCAAGAGACAGAGGAGUGGCUUUACGAAGAUGGUGAUGAUGAAACUGAGGAUGCUUAUAGCUCAAAGUUGCAGGAUCUUAAUAAGUUGGUGGAUCCCAUUGAGAACCGGUAUAAGGAUGAAGAAGCAAGAGCACAAGCUAUACAAGAUCUGUUAAAUUGCAUUGUGGAUUAUCGAAAGGCUGUUAACUCUCUUCCAGUUGAGGAUUCGGAAUCGAUCAAUAAUGAGUGCAGUAAAGCAGAGCAGUGGCUGAGAGAGAGAACUCAACUACAAGAUACCUUACCCAAGAACAUCGACCCAGUUCUGUGGUCAAAGGAGAUCAAGAGCAGGACGGAGGACUUAAACUCGGUUUGUAAGCAUAUACUGGAAAAGAAGGAUCCACCGGAGAAUGUGGAGGAUGCAGAAGACGAACCAUAGGAUUGCAGUGUUGAAGGUCUGGUGGAAGCUCACUCUAAUAGACAUUUGCAAUAUGAACAGUCUACACACGGCCUAAUUAUACAAUUUUUUGCCAUUGACAACUUACAAGAUUAUUAGUAAUAUUAGUGGUAUUGUUUUCCCUGUGCUUAGUAAAGCGGAACACGCUAUUACACAGGUGGAUUAUGAGGCGUUUACUGGGAUAGAUUACCUAACAAAGGAUAUCGUUUUGAACUCUGUUUCAAUGUUUAUUGAUGUACAAACAAAGGGGUUGCAAUUUUGAAUGAUUUUCAAA